Sabethes cyaneus is the source of this 2878-nucleotide messenger RNA. Its product is annotated as pre-rRNA 2'-O-ribose RNA methyltransferase FTSJ3. NCBI's taxonomy places the organism in Eukaryota, Metazoa, Arthropoda, Insecta, Diptera, Culicidae. The transcript has 3 exons. Gene Ontology annotation, molecular function: rRNA (guanine) methyltransferase activity; rRNA (uridine-2'-O-ribose)-methyltransferase activity. Gene Ontology annotation, cellular component: preribosome, large subunit precursor; nucleolus; nucleus. The record is from RefSeq and is a predicted model, not a curated record. Gene Ontology annotation, biological process: maturation of 5.8S rRNA from tricistronic rRNA transcript (SSU-rRNA, 5.8S rRNA, LSU-rRNA); maturation of LSU-rRNA from tricistronic rRNA transcript (SSU-rRNA, 5.8S rRNA, LSU-rRNA); rRNA methylation. The coding region runs from base 135 to 2747 and encodes 870 amino acids.
UUUCGAUUAGUGAGAAAGCACGUUUUCUUACGCGGAACCGCAUAAAUUUAGUUAAAUAUCUAAAUUUUUGCUAUAAUUUCUUCUUAGAAGUGAAUUUUCUCGUAAUACUAACUGUUUGAACCGAUUGCUAAACCAUGGGUAAAAAAGGAAAGGUUGGAAAAGAUCGGCGAGAUAAGUUCUACAAACUCGCCAAAGAAACAGGUUACCGCUCCCGUGCGGCAUUUAAGUUAAUCCAGCUAAAUCGUCGGUUCGGUUUCCUUCAGCAGUCGCAGGUAUGUAUCGAUCUGUGCGCAGCCCCGGGUGGUUGGAUGCAGGUGGCUAAACAGAACAUGCCCGUAUCGAGUAUUGUCAUCGGAGUGGAUUUGUACCCGAUCAAAAAUGUUCCCGGUUGUAUCAGCCUCGUAGGAGACAUCACCAGCGAUAAAACCAAAUCGGAUUUGGCUAAAGAGCUAAAAACCUGGAAGGUUGACGUGGUACUAAACGACGGCGCACCGAAUGUCGGAAGAAAUUGGUUGUUUGAUGCGUACCAACAAGUUUGCCUAACGUUGAGUGCCGUGAAGCUGGCGACUCAAUUUUUGCGCCCUGGCGGAUGGUUUAUUACCAAAGUUUUUCGUUCGAAGGAUUACAACGCAUUGAUUUGGGUGCUAAAACAGUUGUUUAAGAAGGUCCAUGCAACGAAGCCUUCGGCUUCGAGAAAUGAAUCGGCGGAAAUUUUUGUUGUGUGUCAGCACUACCGUGCACCAGAUAAGAUAGAUCCUAGGUUCCUAGACGCGAAGUUUGUUUUCGAAGAACUGGAUAUCGAGCCGCAGGUUAAAGUCAAUUCGCUGAAGCAGGUUGAUAAAACUAAGAAACCAAAAGUGGAAGGUUAUGAUGGAGUCGAUGUUCGAAAGAUAAUGCCUGCGACGGAGUUUCUUAAGGCGGAAAAACCAAUUCCUUUACUUGGUCAGAUUACGGAGAUUACGUUCAAUGACGAAACUAUACGAAACCAUCCGCGUACUACCGCAGAAAUUCGCGAAUGUUGUAAAGAUAUUAAAGUACUGGGAAGAAAGGAAUUGACCGAUUUACUUAAAUGGCACAAACAGUUGAAUAAGGAAUUGUUUCCACAGAAGGAUGAGGAUGUUGAAAAAGAUGUAAAAGGAAAGGAGAAAAAAUCAUUGAAACUAACGGAUAAGAUCACUCAAAGUGAGUCCGAUGAUGAAGAACCGGACGAAGAGACUGUGGAACUCAAGAAUAUUGAAAACGAAAUUGCCGCACUUCGGAAGGAGGAACAGCAAGAUUCAAAACGAAAGCGUAAGAAGGCGAACAAGGAGCGAGCUAAACUGAACGAAAAACUUAGUUUGAAAAUGGUUAUUAAAGGUGAUGAAGGUCCAACGGAACAAGGAGAUGCCAUGGUGUUUACGCUGGAUUCGGUAAAAAGUAAUAAGCAAAUUGAUUUGUUACUGGAUGCACCACCGGAUGUUCUCACCGAGUCUAACUUUCACGACGACGACGAUGAUGGUAUUCCGAAAAAGAAGCAAAAAUAUGUAAAGUAUGAUAAGGAAACAAAAGGUGAUUUGUUUGAGGAUGAAAAAAUCCUGGCGCAAAAGUUGGAAGAUGAAGAUAGCGAUGCUGAUCUGGAUCGUCCUGGACUGGGAUUUACCGAAGAGGAUGAUGAGCUACAGAUGGAAUCUGACGCCGACGCCGAUAAUGACAAUCCUGAAGAAGAGAAUCCUUUGCUCACCGAUUUAGACUACCGCGAUAAGGACGAGAAACGCCGAGCGAAAGCUCAACUGUGGUUUGAAAAAGAAUCGUUUAAAAAUGUGCUUGAUGGCGAAGAUAAAGCGCUCGAUUAUGAUUUGGAUCGACUUACCGAAAUGUACAAGCAAUCGGGUGUCCAAAUCAUCGGCGCAGACAAACCAAAACCGAACGAUCCAGAUCGACCGCUUGGAAAGAAAGCCCGCCGAAGAGCGAGGCAUGAGACUGCCAACGAGAGCUCAUCAUCCGAGGAUUCCGAUUCGGAAGCGGAAGCGGAAGCCGAGGUUGGUGACGAAAGUUUCCAACAUAAAACUGUGGAAAAAGUCGGAGGUAAGGAUGGUUUCGAAGUUGUCUCUUCCGAGAAGCGACCUAAAAAGGUAAAACUGAACGAACAGGAACUGGCGCUUGGCCAGUUGCUUGUAUCGGGUAAAAAGACACGACGGGAUUUGAUUGAUGCUGCCUGGAAUCGGUACAUGUUCAACGAUGCCAAUCUGCCCGAUUGGUUCAUCAAAGACGAAGAACGCACGAUGAAGAAGGAAGCUCCGGUUCCGCACGAGGUUGCCAGCGUGUACAAAAAGAAUUUGGAGGAAAUGAAUGUACGUUCGAUCAAGAAAGUAAUGGAGGCCAAGGCCCGCAAGAAGAAACACGCCACCAAACGGUUGGAGAAAAUCAAAAAGAAGGCAGAAACCAUUAUGGAAAAUGUGGACAACACCAAUCAGGAGAAGAUUCGAAUGCUGAAGAAAUUAUACAAAAAAUCGGAUGCCAAGAAACGAGAAGUUACAUAUGUGGUAGCUAAGAAGGCGGGUGCCGGUGGUAAAAAGGUUCGCCGGCCGGCGGGCGUAGAAGGUCGCUUCAAGGUUGUUGAUCCGCGUAUGAAGAAGGAUCUGCGCGGUGAGCAGGCUAAAUCACGUCGCACUACGAAGAAGGGUGGCGGUAAAGCAAAGGGUGGUAAAGGUGCAAGAAAAGGAGCCAAACCGACGACAAAGAAACCGAAAGGAAAGCGGGCCAAGUAAACCUAUUAAAUAUUUCAGGUAAGAUUAUACUUCCCGCGUAGAAGUUUAAAACAUCGAGUUAACGAGUAGUCUCGUUAAGAAGGGAUGUUGUUAAAAUUUUAGAAAUACAUAUUAUGAAAUCUAUAUAAUCU